AUGUCCCUUCGUUUUGACGGAAAGGUUGCUAUUGUCACUGGAGCCGGUGGUGGUCUCGGAAGAACAUAUGCUCUUGAGCUUGCCAAGAGAGGAUGCAAAGUAGUCGUCAACGAUCUUGGAGGAGAUAGACAUGGAACAUCCGCAUCUUCUUCCAUGGCUGACAAGGUCGUCCAAGAGAUUAAAGCUGCUGGAGGGCAAGCCGUUGCUAACUAUGAUAGUGUCGAGUUUGGAGACAAGAUUGUCAAAACUGCAAUUGACAACUUUGGAAGAAUCGGUAAUUUUUUUCAAAGUUUGAUUUUCUUUUAUAUUGGAACUUUAGAUAUUGUCAUUAACAAUGCUGGAAUUCUUCGUGACGUUUCUCUCCUCAAGAUGACUGAACUGGAUUGGGAUCUUAUUUUCAAGGUUCACGUCAAGGGAGCUUAUGCUGUCACCAAGGCCGCUUGGCCAUACAUGAGAGACCAGAAAUAUGGACGUAUUGUUGUCACAUCUUCCAAUGCUGGAGUUCACGGAAACUUUGGACAAGCCAACUAUGCCGCUGCUAAAAGUGCGCUCAUUGGAUUUGCCAACUCUCUUGCACAAGAAGGAGCCAAGUACAACAUCCUUGCCAACACUUUGGUCCCAACUGCCGGAUCUAGACUUACCGAGACUGUUAUGCCAAAGAAUCUUGUCGACGCCUUGAAGCCAGAAUAUGUCACUCCACUUGUCACAUACAUGGUUCACGAGUCUUUCCAAGAGUCUGGAAAACUUUUCGAAGCCGGAGCUGGAUGGUACGGAACUAUUCAGUACUACAAGGGAAAGGGAAAGGUCAUUUCCAACGCCUCCGCUGAUGAUAUCGCUAAGAACUGGUCCACUAUUACCGAUAUGGCUGGAGCUGAAUUCAUCGGAACGAUUUCCGAGCAAAGUGGAAGACUUAUGGCUCUUCUUGAUGAGAAUGAAUCUUCUAGUGCUCCAUCAGGAGGAUCCUCUUCUGGAAGUGCAUUCCCAUCAAACAUCAAGAGCAGCGCUCUCUUCCAAGAAAUGGCUGACGGUGUGAAGGCUGAUCCAAACGCAGUGAAGCCACUUAAAGCUAUUGUACUCUAUGUUAUCACUGAUGGAAAGAACGAGCUUGGAAAAUUCACACUGGACUUCAAGAGUGCAAACCCAUCGGUUUAUUUGGGAGAUGUGCAGAACGGAGAGAAGCCAAACGCCACGGUCACCGUUGCUGAUAGCGACUUUGUUGACAUUGCAGCCGGAAAAUUGAAUGCUCAAAAGGCAUUCAUGGGAGGAAAACUGAAAGUGAAAGGAAACGUAAUGUUGCUCCAAAAACUCCAAACUCUUCUUGAGAAGGCUAAGAAAUCAAAGUUGUAA
Messenger RNA from Caenorhabditis briggsae, 1347 nucleotides. RefSeq names its product Protein CBR-DHS-28 (gene Cbr-dhs-28). The coding region runs from base 1 to 1347 and encodes 448 amino acids. Gene Ontology annotation, molecular function: oxidoreductase activity. The transcript has 5 exons. The record is from RefSeq and is a predicted model, not a curated record. Lineage: Eukaryota; Metazoa; Nematoda; Chromadorea; Rhabditida; Rhabditidae.